This is a messenger RNA of Salvelinus namaycush (lake trout), 3350 nucleotides long. RefSeq names its product CDC42 effector protein (Rho GTPase binding) 1a (gene cdc42ep1a). The record is from RefSeq and is a predicted model, not a curated record. NCBI's taxonomy places the organism in Eukaryota, Metazoa, Chordata, Actinopteri, Salmoniformes, Salmonidae. The transcript is spliced from 4 exons. Bases 734 to 1942 code for a protein of 402 amino acids.
ACGCGCUAGCUGUAGUGUCCGGUUACAAGACCGGUUACUAGAACUCACAAUACUUCAUGAUACUUCAUUAUAAUUACGGAUUUUUGGGGUUAUCAUAAAAAGUACUGGCUUUUAAUCGUAUCCUAUCUGUGUGAACGGCUCUUAGUCUACUUGCCCAGACAGCAUGUUCAGAGUGAGGCCAAGGUAGCUUCUCGGACCCAGAUAACCAGCAGAUAACCAGCAGGCCUGGCGGAGAGAACCAGCACAGACCCAGAGAGAGGGAGGUCAGUGCCAGGACAGAGCCCAGAAAGAGGGAGGAGAGAGCCCAAAAAAAGUAUUGACGGACAGGCGAGGGGAAGAAGAGAUCCAGGGAUUAGGGGCUAAUCCAGGCUACGACCAAUCCCCUGAGGAGACCCCCCUUUUUCCUUCUGAAAACUCAGACAGCCGCCCGGAUUACUGCAUUAAACUUAUUACCUUUUAGAGACUUCUGUUUUUGUUAUUUUUCUGAAACCAACUGGUGCUCAGUUUCAGCCCUGCUCUAUCAGAUGCCUGGAGUGUGGGCGGCUGGAUUUGCGUAACUCUGAAAACAAAGGAUCAGAAGGAGAGGAGGAGGACAGAGCAGGGCAUGGGGGGAUGCUGGAACGUGUAGGAGACAUCUAGGAGCGUUAUUUAAAGACGUGUGGGGAUAAACCUUCGGGCUCCGGCUGUGUCUGCGGGAGUCAGACGAGAGAGAACCUUACCCUUGGCCAUCACCAUGAACCUGGGGAAGAUCCCUGGGCUGAAGGGCCUGGUGGCCGGCUCUCAGGGUAAACGUCAUUUCAAGGGUGACCUCACCUUGGACAUGAUCAGCCCUCCGCUGGGAGACUUCCGUCACACCAUGCACGUGGGCCGCGGAGGGGACGUGUUCGGGGACACUUCAUUCCUUAGCAAUCACGGCGGGGCCGCCAACGGAAACGAGGAUGAUGAUUCCGUCACAAGUCCUGACAACAAGAUCGGGGCUUUCUUCUCCCGGACCCUCCGGCAUGUUCGGAAGACACCAGAGCAUCCCAGGGGGGGGUCGAAGGACCUGUCCCCGCCACCCCCUCCCAUCUCCCCCAUCAUCAAGAACGCAGUGUCCCUCCCUCGGCUGGAUGUGGACGGCUGCCCUAUUAAAAACCUCUUCCACACCUCUCCUACCUCCCUGGAUGAGACCACUUAUGGUUAUGGUCUGGAGUCAGGUUUUGUCACUCUGCCCCGCCUCUCCCGCUCAGCGGAGCGUCAGUCGCAGCAGGGAGGCUCUAACUCCUGUACCCCCAACACCCACGGCGGCUCGGUCACCGACGUCUCUGCCCUCCUGUCCUCCUCCGCUGACCCGACCCUGACCUCUGACCCCAGUCACAUGACCCGGUUCGACUCCUUGUCCUCCAUGGCAUCCUUCACAUUCGACCUGGGGCCCUCCCUCAUGAGUGAGGUGUUCGGUUUGAUUGACAGCCCUAAUGGCCAGCCAGAGCCCAGCCACGCCUGGGAGGCAGAAGAGGCGAAAGAGCCAAGCGGCUCUGCGUUUGGGUUUGCGACCAAUGAAGGCUCGGAGAUGGACUCGGAGAUGGAUGCCACCACUGCCUCAUUGGUGGAUUCUCUGCUUCGAGAGGACUGUAGUAGCAGUAGGAAGAGUCCAUAUGGGAUGGAGUGGGAAGAGGAGGAAGAGGAGGCUAGGAGAAUGGAGGUGAAUGGAGGUGAGCAGCAUCUUAAAGGGGCAGUGCCUGAUUUAGUUAUGGGCUCCCCCUCUAGACAGAGGCCUGCUAUGGAGAGUGAGAGGUUCCAGGGUUCCACUGAUGUGCUGGGGGUGCUCUAUGGGGUUGGAGGGCUCCUGAAGGGGCAGCAGAGGAUGGAUCUGGAGGGAAAGGUGACCAUGUGCCAGACCAUGAAGAAAACCCCUUACAUCUGCAUUACACCCGAUGAGGAAGAGGAGGAAAUCAAAGUCUGAACUACAAUGACAGCCUCAAUUGUGUUUAACCAGAAUUACCUAUAACAGAUGUCCCACUGGGCACACACUGGUUGAAUCAACGUUGUUUCCAUGUCAUUUCAAUUAAAUUACGUUGAACCAACAUGAAAUAGACGUUGAAUUGACGUCUGUGCCCAGUGGGUUGUGAUUAUUGGUUAAUUCCUUGUAAAGUCUUUUGUUUAAAGAAACUGGCUCUAUUGACCUGACUCAGCUUUGAACCCUUCUUCAUAAUUUUCAAAUAUUCCUUUCAGAAAUGUAAUGUUAUGUCGUCAGGAGACUCACUUAAAGACUUUGAUUGUUCCCAAAUUCUCCCAAAUGUAAUGGAAAGUAUGUUUGUUGAAAGACUCAUUGAAAGAUUAUGGAUGCUGAAAGUUCCCCAAGCAAACAUGCUGUAUGGAAGGAGCUAGAACAGGCUAAUAAUAGCUAACUACAUGUCCUUUUAAAAGAGGUCACUGGAACCAAUGGCGAACAAAGAAAUAAAGAGAUGGGGUAGAAAGUGUGAGAAUGUACCAGAGAAAGUGGUCGGACACAGAGGAGUUACCAUGGAAACCAUAGGAGGUUGGUGGCACAUUAAUUGGGGAGAACGGGCUCGUGGUAAUGACUGAAGUGAAAUGGUAUCAAAUACAUUAAACACGUGGUUUUUCCAGGUAUUUGAUGCCAUCCACUUGUGCCGUUCCCGGCCAUUAUUAUUAGCUGUUCUCCCCUCAGCAGCCUCCUGUGAUGGAAACACUAAAGACAUUGCUCAACAUUGUGUAAGUCUGUUAACAGCUGGUUAAAUAUAUACUGUGUGGACUUCCUGAGAAAAAUGCUCAGUGUGACUUCAUAUAACUAUUCAAGGCAAAAGGCAAGACACGAAGACAAAGCAGUAGCGGUUUCAACCCGACUUCAUCUUUCCCUCACCACCAACCAGUCCCAUGGGAAACAAACUACGCCAAGAGAGAGAUCUUAACUCUUAGCACGUGACGUUAACUUCAGGAAAACAGUCCUCUUUUGCCUGAAGAUUACACCCAAGACAAACACUUCAUUUUUGCUUAUUCUACAGAUGCAGUAUGAAGCACAAACCAUGAGAAAUUCACUCAGAAAUGAAAUAGAUCAUUUUGUACAAUGUAAUAAUCACAAGUAUAAUGUUGUUACAGUAUGUUUGUUAAUUCACAUAUUUACAUCAUACCCCAUUUAGACAUGUUUCCCAAAUUCAUUAUGGGUCUAGCUAACUCUCAUCUUGCUUUUCGAUAGGAUAGUCACCUGCUUGUCUGCUAUUGUGUCAACCAAUGGUUGAAUCCUAUUUUUAGACUAUAUUAAGAAAAACAAUGUCCCCCAUCCGCAUAAAUGUGCUGCUAUUGAUACCAAUGAUAUUUCUAUAAUGAUAAAUGAAAUAAAAUGUUUUUAAUAA